Messenger RNA from Spinacia oleracea (spinach), 985 nucleotides. Its product is annotated as cytochrome c oxidase subunit 5b-1, mitochondrial. Bases 205 to 732 code for a protein of 175 amino acids. Gene Ontology annotation, cellular component: respiratory chain complex IV; mitochondrial envelope. The record is from RefSeq and is a predicted model, not a curated record. Gene Ontology annotation, biological process: mitochondrial electron transport, cytochrome c to oxygen. The transcript has 6 exons. Lineage: Eukaryota; Viridiplantae; Streptophyta; Magnoliopsida; Caryophyllales; Amaranthaceae.
ACAACCAAACAGCCGCCCACUCCAGCCCUCCUCACCCUCCAUCUUUCUCUCUCCUCAUUUCUCCUUCCCACCUCAAACAAAAAGCCACUCACUCCAUUUCAGGAGAGAGAAUAACCAGAAGAAAAAACAAUCCCCAAAUCAAUCGAUCGAUUCAUCCAUUUCCAACAACCAGGGGUGUAACCUAAGAUCCAGAACACAACAAUCAUGUGGCGAAGACUAGUUUUCUCUCAACUCAAAUCCAUCUCUUCUGCAUCAUCAUCAUCAUCAUCGUCGUCUUCCUCCGUUGCUAAAUCGUCGUUUUCUUCUCUCGCUCGUCGUCUUCCUGCCACCUCCGCCGUCCGCUCUUCCUCGUUCCUCUCUCGCCGCCAUUUCUCCGCCGAAGCCGAGGUUUCGAAACCCCAGAAGAAGGUUGAAGAUGUAAUGCCCAUUGCUACUGGUCAUGAGCGUGAAGAGCUAGAAGCUGAGCUUCAGGGGAAGGACAUUCUGGAGAUCAACUACCCUUCGGGUCCUUUCGGUACCAAGGAAAGUCCUGCUAUUGUGCAGUCCUACUAUGCAAGAAGAAUUGUUGGAUGCCCUGGGGGCGAAGGAGAGGAUGAACAUGAUGUUGUCUGGUUUUGGCUAGAGAAAGACAAGCCACACGAGUGUCCAGUUUGCACACAGUACUUCAAGUUGGAAGUUGUCGGCCCAGGCGGUGAUCCUGAAGGUCACGAUGAAGACGAACACCACCAUUGAAACAGUUUGCAAUUGUAUUGACAGAAUAAGAUCUAGUGAGACAACAAUGAAACAAGUUUCGUGAAACUUAAACUUCAGCUACUGCUUUCCAAUUGAAAAGCGUUAAAGCUUGUUUGUUUUUUUGAUGGGUCCUUGGAAUGGAUGCCUGUUGGUAACAAUCUUAGUCCGUUGCUCUAUUUUUGAGAGAAAUACAAAAGAGUUGUUUCUUUUAACAUUGAGCUAUUAAUUGGAUUGGAAGUAUAAAUUUCAUUCA